AUGAGAACCUUAACGUUAUUCACAGCUUCAAAGUUUCCAAGACCUGAUGUUAAGGUAUCGUCAGCCUACAUAUGGAUUGAGCCAGCAAGGAAUAUUUGCUUCCGGCAGAUGAAAGCAGGCAGUGGUGACGAUUGCGUGAAGGACGGGAACAAGGUAAAAAUUCGCUACGAGCUUUAUGAUAAUCAAUCUCGCAAAUUGCGUUACAGCACUUACUCAAAACAGGAUCCUGAAAUAUUAGGUCCAGGCAAGAAUGAAAUAUGUCAAGGACUGUACGAAGGAAUUGUAGGCAUGCAACUUGGGGAAAUAAGAAGAAUCGUCCUUCCUCCGUCUUCGGACUUGACCCGCGAGCACUCAAAGAGUGGGUACUGGAAUAUUCAGAAGCUGUUGCCAAACCAGAAGCCAUCCGCUGACUCUGAAGAAUAUAGAACUUAUGAUGUGAAGUUGCUCAAAAUCAUUCCAUGA
Messenger RNA from Dovyalis caffra, 462 nucleotides. The record is from the annotation of a GenBank genome assembly. Lineage: Eukaryota; Viridiplantae; Streptophyta; Magnoliopsida; Malpighiales; Salicaceae.